Molecule: messenger RNA, 174 nt
Organism: Funneliformis geosporum
Lineage: Eukaryota; Fungi; Glomeromycota; Glomeromycetes; Glomerales; Glomeraceae
Source: the annotation of a GenBank genome assembly
AUGAAGGGAGUGUAUGCGAACAAGCUAGUAUCUGAGAAGAAGGAUGCAAAAUUUAUUGGAAAAAACGCUAGUGGAACCCUUGUAAACAAUGUGAGAAACCAACUACCUCAAUCUAUGAAGCUAAAUGUCUUAGAAACAUCUGCCCUAGAAAAAUCUGCCUUAGGAAAUUUUUGA